Molecule: messenger RNA, 639 nt
Organism: Aureobasidium musti
Lineage: Eukaryota; Fungi; Ascomycota; Dothideomycetes; Dothideales; Saccotheciaceae
Source: the annotation of a GenBank genome assembly
AUGGAGUCUGCCCAAGUCAAAAGCACAGGCGACACGACAUUUCUACUCGAACAACAUACUCCUGACCCUACUCCCAUUGAAGAGAAGAAGGCGCCCAUGUCCGAAUCAAAUCCCAUCGAGGCUGCCAAAGCCCACAUAACUGGAGACGCCCCUCCGAGUCAGUCAACCACUGCGACCGGCGAUACUGCCACUACUGCGACCAGCGAUAACCCCACUCCUGCGACCAGCGAUGCUCCCAUCAAGACGACAACCAAUGUCUACCAGACCGACAACGUCGCCAAUGACAAGGCCGAUUCUAUGAGCAGUACCAAGGCCGAAGCUAGAAGCAGCUACAGACCCGGCUCCAAGGCCCUCGACCUUCCUCCGCCUGUGACGAGAUCAACCAUCACCGAGUCAAAGACUGGCCCUCCGCUACCCGUGACCACUUCGGCCUCUGCAUCGCCACUGCCCGUGUGCCCGGAUCCCGCUGCUCACACUCACCGCGACACCAGACUCCAAGAACAAGCCUCGAACGCUGCUUUAUACGUCACUAAGACUGCCAAGAGCACUAAACAAAGAGAAGAUGUUCUCGAUGCUAAUAACAAGCUCUCAUCGCGCAGUACGACUUGUCUUCCUUCGAUUGUCCUACACCAAUGCUGA